This is a messenger RNA of Leptinotarsa decemlineata (Colorado potato beetle), 1074 nucleotides long. It is a transcript of the gene stmA, whose product is annotated as Protein EFR3 homolog stmA. The record is from RefSeq and is a predicted model, not a curated record. Gene Ontology annotation, biological process: protein localization to plasma membrane. Lineage: Eukaryota; Metazoa; Arthropoda; Insecta; Coleoptera; Chrysomelidae. Gene Ontology annotation, cellular component: plasma membrane.
UUUCCUAUUAUAGGUCCUUCUGUUCUCGAAAUAAUCAACUCUCUUCUAAGUCACCUGAGAGAUUCUGUAAGAAAUGAAGCAAGUCAGUUAGAAGAGAAACAGUAUCAAGAAGCGCUCAUUAACGCUUUAGGAGAGUUUGCGAAUCAUUUACCAGACUACCAGAAAAUUGAAAUAAUGAUGUUCAUCAUGAGUAAAAUUCCGUUUCCUCUUGUGGAUAAUCACACCCCUGCAGAUAAUUUGUUGCAGAGUAUUUUGUUGAAGAGUUUAUUGAAGGUUGGAACAAAAUACCAAACAAUCCAUUUGAAUACAACUUUCCCUGUUUCGUUCCUCGAACCCCUCUUAAGGAUGUCUUUGGCUCCUGAUCCAGACAUGAGGUUGCUGGUACAGAAGAUCUUGCAUACUCUCAUUGACAGGCAUAAUAAUUUGGAAAAGUUGUCGAAACCUACGUGCAGUUUUAAGAAUUCAUCUAAGCGUACUUUGAUUAUCGGGAUUUUCUUAUUCUAUGGACUCAUCUUUCAGAUGGCAGUAUGUGACUACGUUAAAUCAGGAGGUAUAGAUCCGUCGAGACUCCAACAAACUUCGCCUUAUGGUGCUGGAGGUCCUGGUCUUUUCGGGGGUCCUCAACGGAACAGUUGGAUUGAGAACGGAGCACGAGGAAGCGUAACAGAAAUUUCCACAGCAGAAGUUGACAGUGCAGCCAGUUCUCCUGGUGUGCAGAAGAAACACACUGAGGAGGAGUUGACAUUCGAGAGUAUGAAGAAGGUACUGACAGAACCUCCUGAAGUUCGGAAGGAGGCUGAAGCAGAGAGAAGAAAGGCUCUCAGUCAUACAUUCAGGACAGCAACAUUUUCAGAAUUGGUUCGAAGGACUCAGCCUAAGCAUGACGUUUUACAGAGUAAGCUGAACGAAAUAUUCAAAUCUCUAUCAGGCAACGAAAACCGAAGUCCAUCCGAAGAAAAGAAAGCCGAAAUUCCUACAUACCAACAGAAUUUUCCUGAAUUAUUCUAUUACUAAUAGGACUGGUGCUGCACAAACAUGGACGGUGGGACUUUUGAGAUGGUAUACUCAAUACCU